AUGGCCGCAGAAAAAAACAACCCAUGCUUUCAAAACCUUCGCUGCAAUUGUGGUGAUAAUAAUGGCCGCAGAAAAAAGUAUUGUGGAAACGAUUUGGUGGGUCCGGGCUGUAAGUCUAACAUUAUCUACAAGUGUCCGCUGUUUAGGUCAAGCAAACUGCAAGUGGAAGAUGCCUGUCCUAAUGGGUGCGAAAAUGGCAAAUGUAUUCAAUAAAUACUCAAAAUUUUUAAAAGUAUUUUAAAACCAAACCUAUUAUCAAAAACUUUUAUUUUUAAUGUUUGAAUUGCAUUUUAAAUGAAAGUAAAGCAC
Molecule: messenger RNA, 309 nt
Organism: Oppiella nova
Lineage: Eukaryota; Metazoa; Arthropoda; Arachnida; Sarcoptiformes; Oppiidae
Source: the annotation of a GenBank genome assembly